This is a messenger RNA of Oryza sativa Japonica Group (Japanese rice), 2136 nucleotides long. RefSeq names its product F-box/LRR-repeat protein 12. Gene Ontology annotation, molecular function: protein binding. The record is from RefSeq and is a predicted model, not a curated record. NCBI's taxonomy places the organism in Eukaryota, Viridiplantae, Streptophyta, Magnoliopsida, Poales, Poaceae. Gene Ontology annotation, cellular component: cytoplasm.
ACACGGCCGCGAGUCGUCCGUACCCAAAAUUGCCAAAAUCACCCUCCAAUUCCUUUCCCCUCCUCCCUCCCCUCUGCCGCCAUGGCCGCCUCCUCCUCCUCCUCCCCCCCUUGACCCACACCACCAAUCGCCCCAAAUCCAUGAGACUCCCCGCGCCACAAUCCAGCCCUGCCGCACGAGGAUGUCCCAGUCCGACGUUGUCUACAGCUGCGGAUCUUGUGGAUACCCUCUGAACCUUUCAUCUUCUAACCGAAGCACAUCUGACGUAGGAUCCUCAUACCAAAAGUCUGUGAAGAAAGGUCUGAUUUCAUUCAUUACUGUUGAUCUGAGCCGAUUUACUCAGGUAGACGAGAUAUCUUGCUUUCCCCUCACCUGGCGUAGCUAUCGGCCAAAAACUAAGCUUCUCUGCCGAAAGUGUGGGGCAUCUAUUGGCUAUGGGUAUGGUGAACCAGCUGUUCUGUGCAGCUUUGAUCCAGCCAGUUCAUCAUCUAGUACAUCCCAAAAGUAUUUAAUAAAAAUCCAGGCUCUCCAGCCUUCGGAUAGUACUCAGUAGUCUGUCAACUUCAGCCAAAAUUUGGAAAGAGAGGAAAUGGAUGACAACGUGGAAAACUAUAUCAAUUUCCUAUCAGAUGAUUGCUUGAUUUGUAUAUUUAACAAGCUUGAAAGUGAAUCGGACAGGAAUGCUUUUGGCUUAACUUGUAAGAAUUGGUUUAAGGUUCGAAACAUUGCCCGGAAAUCAAUAAUUUUCCAUUGUUCUUUUAACCCUAAAGUAUAUAAGGAGCACGCCAAUUGCCUUUCAAAGUUAUUGGCCCGCUCACCUUAUCUUAACUUGGUCUCCCUCGCUGGGCUUACAGAACUACCUGACACGGCUUUAAAUCAGCUGAGAAUUUCUGGAGCAUCAUUGCAGUCCCUUUCUUUCUACUGCUGCUCUGGUAUUACGGAUGAUGGUUUAGAGGUGGUCUCAAUCGGAUGCCCUAAUUUGGUGAGUCUUGAACUCUACCGCUGCUUUAAUAUUACAGAUCAUGGUUUGGAAAAUCUUUGCAAGGGCUGCCAUGCUUUGAAGAGUCUUAACCUGGGUUACUGUGUAGCCAUUUCAGAUCAAGGGAUUGCUGCAAUCUUUAGGAAUUGCCCGAAUAUUUCCACAAUUAUCAUAGCAUAUUGCAGAGGUUUAUCCGGUGUUGGAUUCAGAGGUUGUCCAGGUACACUUUCUCAUCUAGAAGCUGAGUCGUGCAUGCUUUCUCCAGAUGGUUUGUUGGAUGUAGUGAGUGGUGGUGGACUGGAGUAUCUAAAUUUGUACAAUUUGAAAAGCCCAACUGGACUUGAUGGCCUGGACAGAGUUGGUUAUGCGAGAAGUCUUCGGUUUUUAAACCUCAGGAUGUGCCGUUACCUUACCGAUGAUUCUGUGACGGCAAUAGCUAGCGGGUGUCCAUUGAUUGAGGAAUGGAGCCUCGCUGUCUGCCAUGGAGUUCGCUUGCCUGGAUGGUCUGCGAUUGGAUUGCUCUGCAACAAGCUGAGAAUCUUGCAUGUUAACCGUUGCCGAAACAUUUGUGACCAAGGUUUGCAGGCUCUAGGGGAUGGCUGUGUAUGCCUUCAAGUUCUGCAUAUCCAUGGAUGUGGCAAGAUCACUAAUAAUGGUCUGGCAUCAUUUAGCAUUGCUAGGCCCAAUGUGAAACAAAGGGCUGAUGAAGUCAUGUGCAUUGGCCCCUCCAUUGAGGAUUUAUUCCGAUUGCAAUGAUCAGAAACUCAGAAAGUUUCAGCUAAAGUUUGGGGUUGACAAGAUUCAAGCCAUUGCCACCAGCAUUGUCAUUACAAGUCACAAGAUAUUUGGUUCUGUAACCAUUAUGCCCUUCUAAUUUGCUCAAAAGUGCAUACUUAUUUAUUAUAAACAGGACCACAAAUAUACAAAUGGAUUGCGAGGAGUCAAGUCCAUUUGUUCCUGUGGUUAUUUGCAAGUUCUGAGUUUAUUGGGUGAUACAGAAAAUGGUUGUAGAAGGUUGUUUUUCGUACAAUUUGAUAGCUAGUUUAAACUUGUAAAUUGACAUGUUUUAAAACCAUCGAAAAUUGAAUUGGAUGGGUUGGUUGUACUACAGCGGUUGAACCGGUGUUUAAACUUUCCGAUGGAUUGUAUUAGGUUAA